GCCCCAGCUAGGCAGCCACCCUGCUGCAUUUGCAUCGGUUACUGACAUCCGCCACGCCGCUUCUUUCUCCUCCCGUUCGCUUGCCCACGCAUAUGCUCCAUGGGCGCCCGCGGAUGCCUGGCUCCGUUCCAGGUGGGUGCAUUUUGUGGGAUUCGCGUUGUCGCGGCGAAUGGCAGCCUAGUUGCGAGCUGGAACACGUCCGCCCCUGCAAGCGGCAGCAGUCUCCACAACACUCGGACUCCGUUUGGCGCGCCGAAUGCGGAGCAGCGUGGAGCGCGCGCCGGUGUCUCGUCUCGAAGGUAACAAGUAACCCCAUUGCCGCUGACACUAACUGCUUUCGUGAUGUUUAUUGCUAGCCUGGAGCUCACGACGGCGUCUUGCAUUCGCAUUCACUAGCAAGCACUUCACUAAGAAUGCCUAGUUAUUAGCAUUUGGGGCGGCUCCGCCCACCCAAACCCCCCGUAUGCACCCCACGCGGUGACAUGCACCGUUUCUUGCCGCUUCAACCUGCGCACUGGCGCGGCUUUUUGGGCGGCGCCACACUCUCCUCUCGUUGCUCCGCCCCUUCACUCUACACGUUUAUGUGCCGCAUUCAGACCCAUGCCGGACUACACGGUUGCAGUCUCAGCUGACUACCGCAAGACGGUGCAUGCCUGUCUGAUCGUCAAAUACCUCGUCCACGAUGCUUUUGACAUAUACGCGCUGUUUGUUUGUAGUAAAGCCGCGGCAGAGCGCACGGAGGAGUGGGCGCGCGGCUACGGCGCAUCACGACGUGAUGACAGGGAGGUGCAGGGUGGCGCCGGGAGUUCGUGGGAGCAGGGGAAGCCAACAGUCAGCCCUUUCAGCAGGCCUUCAAGGGGCGUUGUGAGUCUGUCUCUGAGU
Chlamydomonas reinhardtii is the source of this 882-nucleotide messenger RNA. RefSeq lists its product as uncharacterized. NCBI's taxonomy places the organism in Eukaryota, Viridiplantae, Chlorophyta, Chlorophyceae, Chlamydomonadales, Chlamydomonadaceae. The transcript has a single exon. The coding region runs from base 100 to 303 and encodes 67 amino acids. The record is from RefSeq and is a predicted model, not a curated record.